AUGUGUGGUAUCUGGGCUUCGUUUGGCUGUGAUGAAUGCCUGUCAGUUCAGUGCAUCAUUGCCAUGAAGAUCGCUCACAGGGGCCCUGAUGCCUUCCGCUUUGAGAGCGUCGAUGGCCUCACCAACUGCUGUUUUGGCUUCCACCGGUUGGCUAUUGUGGACCAGCUGUUUGGCAUGCAACCCUUACGCAUCAAGAAGUUUCCUUUCUUGUGGCUUUGCUACAACGGAGAGAUUUACAACCAUCUUCUGCUGAGGAAGCACUUUGACUUUGAUCACCAGACUCAAGUGGAUGGUGAGAUUUUGCUCCAUCUGUAUGACCGCUUUGGCAUCCAGGAGAUGGCGUCUCUGCUGGAUGGCGUCUUCGCUUUUAUUCUGCUGGACACCGCCAACAGAAAAGUCUUUUUGGGAAGAGAUACGUACGGAGUCCGGCCUUUGUUCAAACUCCUCACAGACGAUGGAUUUCUUGCAGUCUGCUCAGAGGCCAAAGGCCUUACAGACCUUGUUCACUCCAAAACCCAAAAUGUCAGCAUUGUUACCUUUCCUCCUGGGCACUUUGAGGUCUUUGAUUUGAAGCAGAACGGCAAAGUUCAGUCCAUCCGAAUGGAGCAGUUUCACUGCUGCACAAAAGAGCCCGCUCAUGCCAAAUACGACACUGUGGAGAGACUGCCGUCAAGUUUUGAUGAAGAAACAGUAAAAAGCAACAUCAGAACACUGUUUGAAAAUGCUGUGAGGAAACGUCUCAUGGCUCACAGGAGAAUUGGUUGUCUUCUGUCAGGUGGUCUGGACUCCAGUUUGGUUGCUGCUACACUGGUGAAGUUGGCCAAGGACGAGAAGCUGCAGUAUCCCAUCCAGACAUUUUCAGUCGGGUCAGAGGACAGUCCAGACGUCAUAGCUGCUCGCAAGGUAGCGGCACAUAUUGGGAGUGAACAUCAUGAGGUGAACUUUACUGUUGAGGAAGGUAUCAGAGCAGUGGAGAAAGUCAUUUUCCACCUAGAGACCUACGACAUGAGCAACAUACAUGCCGCUGUUGGGAUGUUCUUAGUUUCCAUGUACAUCAAGGAGAAGACAGACAGUGUGGUAAUCUACAGUGGAGAGGGUUCAGAUGAGCUGACUCAGGGAUACAGUUAUUUCCACAUGGCUCCAACUCCCAAAGUAGCUGCAGAGGACAGUGUUCGACUGUUGAAGGAACUGUACCUGUUUGAUGUCCUCCGUGCUGAUCGCACCACUGCUGCACAUGGGCUGGAGGUCAGAGUGCCAUUCCUUGAUCACAGAUUCACAGCAUACUACCUUUCUUUGUCUGAGGAGAUGAGGAUUCCUAAGGGAGGAGUGGAGAAAUACCUUCUGCGUGACUCUUUUCGAGGUCUGAAUUUGAUCCCUGAUGAGAUUCUGUGGAGGAAGAAAGUACCCUUCGGUAAUGGUCUGAUGUUGCCUGAGAAGUUCUGGUACAACCACCUGCAGGAGCGCUUAGAAUCUUUGGCGAAUGAUGACCAGAUGGAGAACGCUCACAAGAGGUUCCCUCACAACCCGCCAUGCUCCAAAGAGGCAUUUUAUUUCAGACAGAUGUUUGAAAAGCAUUACCCAGGCCGAGCUGAGUGGCUCCCCCAUUUCUGGAUGCCACGGUGGAUCAACGGUUUUGAUGCUCA
Messenger RNA from Plectropomus leopardus (leopard coralgrouper), 1643 nucleotides. Its product is annotated as asparagine synthetase [glutamine-hydrolyzing]-like. Gene Ontology annotation, cellular component: cytosol. Lineage: Eukaryota; Metazoa; Chordata; Actinopteri; Perciformes; Serranidae. Gene Ontology annotation, molecular function: asparagine synthase (glutamine-hydrolyzing) activity. The record is from RefSeq and is a predicted model, not a curated record.